CGGAGCGGGUGGGGGGAGGAUGGUGCCUGACCGGAGGAACGUUUACGUAGUGCUGGACGUACUAUGUGUGUCUGUCGCGUCCUUACCAUUUAUUAUUAUGUCACUGGUGAACUCUCCAUACAAACGGGGAUUUUAUUGCAAUGAUGAGUCAAUCAGGUACCCAUACCGUGAGGACACAAUUACUAAUGGACUGAUGGCCGGAGUCACUAUUUCCUGCACCGUAAUCAUUAUAUCCUCUGGUGAGAUGUACAUGGUGUUUUCCAAGAGAUUGUACUCCCGCUCUGAGUGUAACAAUUAUAUUGCUGCGCUGUACAAAGUUGUGGGGACUUAUCUUUUUGGGGCUGCUAUAAGCCAGUCUUUAACAGAUCUUGCAAAGUACAUGAUUGGACGUCCCAGACCAAACUUCAUUGCUGUGUGUGACCCAGACUGGUCCACUGUCAAUUGCUCAGGAUAUGUAACAGAUUUUACCUGUCGUGGUAAUUACGCCAAUGUGACAGAUUCCAGACUCUCCUUUUAUUCGGGGCACUCAUCCUUUGGAAUGUACUGCAUGUUAUUCCUGUCUCUGUAUGUCCAGGCUCGAUUGUGUGGUAAGUGGGCUCGACUCCUGCGUCCCACCAUACAAUUUUUCUUGUUGUCGUUUGCUCUUUAUGUGGGAUACACACGUGUCUCUGAUUACAAGCACCACUGGAGUGACGUUCUUGUGGGACUCCUGCAGGGAGCAAUCGUGGCUGCUUUCACUGUGCGUUAUGUCUCAGAUUUCUUCAAGAUCAGACCUCCACUUCAAUGUACCAAAGACCCUCUUGAGAGCAAACCAAGUCUGCAGCUUAGUGAAUCGGACCAGAAUCAUUUUGGAUACCUUGGAGGAUCCUGAGACCUUUGUCAAUCUACAUCUAUCUCUGACCUGCACCAUCCACCUUUUUGAGGCUAUAUAAAGCUUGUGGUCUCUGCUUGGGCAGCUCAUGGACUGAAUGAACUUGUUUCUACCGGUAGAAAAAUGUUCAUAUUUUUCAGAUCUUACAAUUUAAUUUUUAUUUUACAGCACAAAUUACCAAAGUAAUUUUUUAAAACUCUUUGCUUCUUUUGUUGUCCUGUCGGUGUGACUGUCUACACAUACUGUGUAUAUGUUCAGAUUUUUGUACCGGCUGUGAGUGAUUGUGUCAGUCUGUGGGUGGGAUUUGUGUGCAUGAAUGUUCUUGACUGACUGAAUUACAGUAGCCAGGAUCAUAGUGCCAGCCUGUGGUUGGCAUUGUGUGGGCCUUUUGCUAGAAGGAGAGGCCAGUACUUGCAGCCUGAGUGCUUUACUGCAAGAAGCAGUUUGACCUCCCUGUCCUAAUUUUACAUGAGAUUUGCCCUAUUACCACUUUAAUUGAGUAUCUAUUUACCUGUUUGUCUGUGUCCUGCUUCCUAACCACUGCUCACCACCUCUUGGUUUUCAGGGGGUUAAAAGGAGGUCCUUUUUGGAACUACCACAUGUGCCUUAAUGGGAGAGUAUAGGAUGAGCACCUCCCAAAUAUUCCUUGUAUAUAGUGAUUCAAAAGGUUUUACUGUGUGUGUAAAUAACACUCUUGAGUCUGUGUGCAAUUAACAGUUUUCUCCUGCAUCAUAUGGCAUUCACAUGGAAUAACCUCUUCUGUGUUACCAGCUUUUGCCACAUGUAUGGACCUGUCUACUUCAAUCCAAAAUAAUAAAAAAAUGAAAUUCAGUAUGCUUUGUGCCUUCAACCUAGCACAUGACCUGCUCACUUUAAAACACCUGUAGCCUCCUCUUUAAUGGUUUCUUCCUUUUCUGCACCUUUUUUUUGUGGCCAUUAAUUGCAGUGGGCCUAGAAUAAAAAGCAGGUCACCAACUCCAUUAUUUUCUCACUGUAUUGUGUUAGUGACACUAAGAGAAUCAUUUUUUUAGAGAACAUGUUCUCUGCCAAUACACAGACCUUAGAGGAUCUUGUCUAAAUACAGCUUCUGUAAUUAAUGCUUUUUUAUUGUAUAAUAUAAGAAUAAACUGCAGUGGCAGUGGGGCAAUACAGUACCCACUUCCAUUUCUCUCACUAAA
Messenger RNA from Xenopus tropicalis (tropical clawed frog), 2049 nucleotides. It is a transcript of the gene plpp2, whose product is annotated as phospholipid phosphatase 2. The record is from RefSeq and is marked provisional. Gene Ontology annotation, cellular component: early endosome membrane; plasma membrane; endoplasmic reticulum membrane. Gene Ontology annotation, molecular function: phosphatidate phosphatase activity. Gene Ontology annotation, biological process: phospholipid metabolic process. Bases 20 to 871 code for a protein of 283 amino acids. The transcript has 6 exons. Lineage: Eukaryota; Metazoa; Chordata; Amphibia; Anura; Pipidae.